UGUCUUUGUCCUCGUCGACCGUCUCGUCUUCUGAAGCCGCAGCCCGACUUUUGUGAAUACCAAGCUGUGCACCAAACAAGGAACUACGCCAUGACAGCGCUCGAGAAACCACUCGCCAAUGUGAAAAUCAUCAGCGACGAGAAACGCGGAAACGGGCGCUGGCUGUCCCUGCACGAGGUCAAGUUUACAGAUCCCUCGGGAACAGAACGAGGCUGGGAGGUCUGUCGUCGCAUCUCACCUGGUUCUAAAGAAGGGAGAAUCAACUCUGGACCUUCAAUUGAUGCUGUCGACGUGAUCACGAUCAUCAAGAACAGUCGAGGAGAGGCCACGCACGUCGCUCUCGUUAUCCAGUACCGCCCAGCCAUGGGCACAUAUACCAUUGAGUUCCCCUCGGGUUUGGUGGAUGCAGAAGAACACGUAUCUGAGGCAGCGCUUAGGGAGCUGGAGGAAGAGGUUGGAUUCAGCGUAAAGUACGGCCAUUCCGUCAAGGUCAUCAACACAUUCGAUCCCAUCGCUUACGAGCCUGGGAUAACAAAUUCCUGUUCAUGCGCUGUAGUCGUUGAGGUGGUGAUGGAGCAGGAGCAGCUAUUUGGGCCCAACUCCAUGCGGAACCCCAGUCUCGAGGAAGACGAAUGGAGUCUGCAGGUUGCGAUCCUACCCCUCCAAGGUCUCUUGAAGACGCUGCAAGAACUUCAAUUCUCUGUAGGCGGAUAUUCGAAACUGGUUUUGGACAGCCGCCUGUAUACCUGGGCGCUUGGUCGUGAAUUGGGGUACUAGAGAUUUCAUAAUCUCGAGCUUGGUCAUCUUCACAGUAAACUUCGCCGCAGUCGCAUUUCACCAUCCCGGUCAUACUCAUAACACGCUCAACUGAGCAAUGGUUUUACGUGCAGCUAUGCAGAUGUGCAGAUGAGUUUUAGUGACUAUAAUACAAUAAAU
Gamsiella multidivaricata is the source of this 936-nucleotide messenger RNA. Its product is annotated as NUDIX hydrolase domain-like protein. Lineage: Eukaryota; Fungi; Mortierellomycota; Mortierellomycetes; Mortierellales; Mortierellaceae. Bases 91 to 777 code for a protein of 228 amino acids. The transcript has 4 exons. Gene Ontology annotation, molecular function: hydrolase activity. Gene Ontology annotation, biological process: ribose phosphate metabolic process; nucleoside phosphate metabolic process. The record is from RefSeq and is a predicted model, not a curated record.